AUGGCGACGCGGCCGCCGUCCUUCUUCGGCGGGCUCCGGGCGCGGGAGCUCAGCGGCGGCAGGGGCUCCGCGCGCGCCUCCGCGGCGCGGCUGCCAUACCUCUCCGACCUUUCCUCCGACCCCGGCGACCGCGGCUGCGGGGUCAUCUCCGUCGAGCACUCCGGCGACCCCGCCAUCCCUUUCGCCCCCUCCCCCCUACAGGUCCCGCAGAUCUCUCGCCUUCUGGCGGUCGCCGACGAGGACGGGUAUGUCGCCAUCUACGACACCCGCCGCCGCCUCCCCUCCAGAUCCUCCUCCAUUGAGAAGUCAGCUGAAACGAGGCUGUCCGAUUGGGUUGCUCACAACAAUGCCAUCUUUGACGUGUGCUGGAUCAAGGAGGGAUCCCAAUUACUAACUGCAUCAGGCGACCAAACUGUAAAGAUAUGGAGCGUGGAGAAUAAGAAGUGCCUUGGUGUGCUGUCAGGGCACACUGGAAGUGUCAAGUCAUUGUCAUGCCAUUCUUCAAAUCCUGAUCUUAUUGUUUCCGGUUCAAGAGAUGGUUCUUUUGCACUUUGGGAUCUAAGAUGUGAUCCCAAAACCCCAAAUGGCCAUGGUGAAGCAUGCCUCAUGUCUUCUGCUGUUGUCAAAGAAGCGCACAGUCCCACGCGAAGGAAUCGGACAAGGGCUCGAGCAAAGGGAGCUUCAACAAGCAUCACAUCAGUUCUGUAUCUGAAAGACGAUAUCUCCAUUGCUACUUCUGGUGCUGCAGACAACGUUGUGAAAUUUUGGGAUACACGGAACCUUAAAGCGCCCAUCUCCAACAAAACCUCUCAAUCAACAGCACAACCUUCGAAGGAGGGGGUGACACAUGGGAUCUCUUGCUUGUCUCAAGACUCGUAUGGUGCGCAUAUUGCUGCGUCAUGCAUGGAUCACAGGAUCUAUCUGUAUAGUACUCUCCACAUGGACAAGGGUCCAAUAAAGACUUACACUGGCAGCAAAAUUGAGUCUUUCUUUGUCAAGUCUGCUAUUAGUCCUGAUGGGACUCAUAUUUUAGGCGGUUCGAGCAAUGGCAAUGUUUACUUGUGGCAGGUGGAUCAGCCUGAAAAUGGGCCUAUAGUUCUGAAAGGCCAUGAGGGUGAAGUCACUUCAGUUGACUGGUGCUCUUUGGAGGUUGGAAAGAUAGUAUCAUCAUCUGAUGAUUCCACGGUUCGUGUAUGGAACACCAAGAAAAUAGACUGCACCAACAUUAGUUCCCCAACAGUCAUCCGUAAGAGGGCAACUGCUCCAAACAUCGACUGCCCAAGAUCGGCUAGCCAUGAGCGAGCGACUAGUUCAAGAGAUGUAGCAGCCUGCACCAGUGCUGACAGUGAAUUGCCAACCGGUUCACACUCACCCCUCCGGCCAAGAGUACUGGAGUUUGGCACGCCUGAGUCUGCGAAAAAGAGAGCCUUUUCGGUAUUUCGGGAGGAGGCCUUGGAUACUAGGAACAGCCCAGGAGCUCAAAUGAGCAGUCCCUCUUCAGUCCUGAACCCACCGCCUUCGCUGAAAAGGAAAACUAUCCGGGACUACUUUGGCAGCAGCACAUCUUGA
Molecule: messenger RNA, 1569 nt
Organism: Triticum turgidum subsp. durum (durum wheat)
Lineage: Eukaryota; Viridiplantae; Streptophyta; Magnoliopsida; Poales; Poaceae
Source: the annotation of a GenBank genome assembly